Oxyura jamaicensis (ruddy duck) is the source of this 1518-nucleotide messenger RNA. RefSeq names its product phenylalanyl-tRNA synthetase 2, mitochondrial (gene FARS2). Gene Ontology annotation, cellular component: mitochondrion; cytoplasm. The coding region runs from base 307 to 1221 and encodes 304 amino acids. Gene Ontology annotation, molecular function: tRNA binding; ATP binding; phenylalanine-tRNA ligase activity. The transcript has 7 exons. NCBI's taxonomy places the organism in Eukaryota, Metazoa, Chordata, Aves, Anseriformes, Anatidae. Gene Ontology annotation, biological process: phenylalanyl-tRNA aminoacylation. The record is from RefSeq and is a predicted model, not a curated record.
CCAUUUUGUUACAAAACGAAUGCUUAUUGGUAUGAAGUGAAAAGCAUCCUGUUGUGCAGCCAUGGCCUGUAUAUCUUUUUGGCACAUGAAACUGCCUGCACUGAGGUGCUGACUUACAAGUUUCAUCAUCUUGGAGGCUGACUGGGGCUGGCAUUAAGUUUUCUUUUUGAUGAGACAUCUUCAAAUGUCAUCAUCUUCAUCAUUCCUAAUGCAUCAGUUGAGUGUUACAGCACAUUAAAGAUGUAGUGGAAAUGUUUUGCUCUUUGUAAGUGAAUUUAGAGUGCAGCUGUUUGUUUAUUUAUAGAGAUGCUCAUUGGGGCAGUGAGUCAAAAUGUAUUAGAUGUGGCAAAGACGAGUGCUGCCACAUGCAGACCCCCUCGUGUACAGUGGAUCUUCAGUGCUGGUUUGUUUGUGAGGUUGUUCUCCAACAUUAAAGAUGGUGAAAGCUUCCAGUUGUUUGAGCAAGGUCAUCGCACUGCACACAAGCAAGAGUGUCACACCAUGGAGGCAGUGAGGCUGGUGGAGUUCAACCUGAAGCAAGUGCUCACAAAGCUCAUGACUCACAUCUUUGGUGAUGGACUGCAAGUCAGAUGGGUAGACUGCUACUUCCCGUUUACUCACCCUUCCUUUGAGAUGGAGAUCAACUUCCAAGGAGAAUGGCUGGAGGUCCUGGGCUGUGGGGUCAUGGAGCAACAGCUAGUUAACUCAGCUGGCGCUCAGGAUAAAAUUGGCUGGGCAUUUGGCUUGGGUUUGGAGAGGCUGGCCAUGAUCCUGUACGAUAUUCCUGAUAUCCGACUGUUCUGGAGUGAAGAUGAACGCUUCUUGAAGCAGUUUAUUGUGCCUCACAUUUGCCAAAAAAUAAAAUUUCAGCCACUCAGUAGAUACCCACCUUUGAUUAAUGACAUCUCCUUUUGGCUGCCUUCUGAGACAUACUCCAAGAAUGAUUUCUAUGAGUUGGCCCGAACCAUUGGUGGAGACCUGAUAGAAAAGGUUGUCCUACUAGAUGAAUUUACCCAUCCAAAGGUUUGUAGUAGGGAUUAUACUCAGGCACGUGUUGCCACUCCACACUGCCAGGCUAUCCCUGGAGAUACCAUGUUGUCUCCCAUACAAGCUCAGCAGUCCUGGAGCAGGACCACUGACAUGCACAGAGAUGGUCCUGUACAUAACAUCCAGGACAAAGAAGGUCAGCCAUUGCUACCGUAUUGUUUACCGUCACCCUGAGAGGACUUUAACGCAGAACGAGGUGCAUCGUAUCCAUCAAGCUAUUGAAGAAUCAGCAGUUCGAGAACUUGGGGUUGAGGGCAGGUUCUAGCAUUGUUGGUCUGAAGCCCUAAUGACAGUUGCUUUCUCUUUUUUUUCUCUUUUAUUUUUUUUUUCCCUUGUUUCUUUUUAUCUUUUUGGGGUGGGGAGUACAAGAGGGAUUUUGUGACUGAACAUAGCACAUGGAAAACAAUUGAUAAAUAAGCAAUGGUAAAACUACCAAAUAAUAAACAUUACUACUGAGAAAUCAUUGACAAA